This is a messenger RNA of Leptonychotes weddellii (Weddell seal), 831 nucleotides long. The record is from RefSeq and is a predicted model, not a curated record. Lineage: Eukaryota; Metazoa; Chordata; Mammalia; Carnivora; Phocidae.
UGUUACAGUUCUGCUGAAGAAGCUGCAUUUGAAGUUAAGAUUUGAGAUGUGUAGAAAUUAUUGGAAGUUAAAACAGUUCUAUGAACCAGAACCUGAUGUGCUGCCGCCUCUGAAAUUAGAAGCCUGUAUUUUGACCCAAGGAGAUCAGAUCUCUCUACAAGAACCACUGGAUCAUCUGCUGUGUUGUGUCCAGCACUGUUUGGUCUGGUAUAAGAGUAGAGUGAUGCCCCUACAGCAGGAAGAAGAGGAGGAAGAAGAGUUCUACAAAGACUUAGAGGAUAUGUUGGAGUCUAUUACUAGUAGAAUGAUUAAGAGUGAACUAGAGGACUUUGAAUUGGAUAAAUCGGCAGAUUUUUCUCAGAGCAGUGGUGUUGGCAUCAAAAAUAAUAUCUGUGCUUCUCUUGUGAUGGGAAUUUGUGAGGUUCUAAUAGAAUAUAAUUUCUCCAUAAGUAAUUUUAGUAAGAACAAGUUUGAGGAGGUUCUGAACUUAUUUAUGUGUUACAAGAAACUCUCUGACAUCCUUAAUGAAAAAGCUGGUAAAGGCAAAACUAAAAUGGCCAACAAAAUGGAUAGUUUUUGGUCCAUGAAAUUUGUGUCUGAUCUUCUCACUGCUCUUUUCAGGGACAGUACCCAAAAUCACGAAGAGAGCCUUUCUGUUCUGAGGUCCAGCAAUGAGUUCAUGCGCCACGCGGUGAGUGUAGCUCUGCAGAAGGUACAGCAGCUCAAGGAAACAGGGCAUGUGAGUGGUCCUGAUGGCCAAAACCCAGAGAAGGUCUUUCAGAAUCUCUGUGAUAUAACUCGGUAAGUCACUCUCACCCUCAGAAACCUGUU